Drosophila grimshawi is the source of this 3021-nucleotide messenger RNA. Its product is annotated as autophagy-related protein 13 homolog. The record is from RefSeq and is a predicted model, not a curated record. The transcript has a single exon. Gene Ontology annotation, biological process: autophagosome assembly; piecemeal microautophagy of the nucleus; protein localization to phagophore assembly site. NCBI's taxonomy places the organism in Eukaryota, Metazoa, Arthropoda, Insecta, Diptera, Drosophilidae. Bases 362 to 2050 code for a protein of 562 amino acids. Gene Ontology annotation, cellular component: cytosol; phagophore assembly site; extrinsic component of membrane.
AAUGGCGGACGGUAAUGAAAAAAGUGGGAGUGAUCGUUGUUAUGCUUUUUAAUUAAAUGAUUCAGACAAAUUAAAAUUGAAAGAAAACCAAAAAAUAAUUCAGGCAAAUGCCAAGUUGCAGUGAUUGAUAAAAUGCCCAAGCGUGCGCGUUAAUCGGUAAUCUUGGUGCAAGCAAAUAAAGUGCACAAAACGAAAACAAAAAAAGAGGAAAAAUUCCACAGAAUACUACGAAUGGGAAUAUAAGCAGACAAUACGCGGAAGCAGUGUAAAAUAGAAAGACAAAAAGAAAUACGAACUUUGUACGCUGCACAUCACAACAAAAUUAAAAAGAAUACCCAAAUAAAAACAAAAAAGAACAAAUAUGUCUGCGCAACGUUUAAAUGCGGCAGAAAAAGACUUGGAGAAGUUUAUUAAAUUCCUGGCACUGAAAUCCACCCAAGUUGUGGUGCAGUCGCGUCUGGGUGAAAAGGUGCAGACACAAUGCAAUCCACUUGCGGGCAACGAUUGGUUCAACAUUGUCGUCCAGGAUCAUCCCGAUGUGCUCGAUGAGACAAAGCGGGCGCUGGCCCUUAAGCCAGGCGAGAGCAUUUUGAAGCGUCUGCCGCUGUGCGUCGAGAUUUCGCUGAAGACCAGCGAAGGCGAUCAAAUGAUACUCGAAGUGUGGUCAUUGGAUCUGCUUCCAGUUGAUAACAAUAAAACAGCAGCAGCAGCUGCUGGUGGCGGAGGAGGAGGGGGAGGCGGAGGUGUGGCUGGAGAAGAUUGCAAGGAUAACGAGAGUCAAACGUUGAAAGCCUCGCACGCCAUCUACAAUCGCAUGGGCAUCAUGCUCAAGUCCCUCAUCUCCCUCACACGAACGACACCCGCUUAUAAGUUGUCGCGUCGCCAGUGUCCCGAUUCGUAUGUCAUCUUCUAUCGUAUCUAUGUGGAUCGACCGCAGGUGCACACACUGGGCGAGGGCCACAAACAUGUCAAGAUCGGUCAGCUGAACACAAUUGUGGGCUCCCUGAUCAUGUCCGUUGCUUAUCGCACCAAGUUGACCAUUUCACCAACGGCUGGCAAACAAACUGCUGCAACGGCUGCUGCUCAUCAGGCGGCGGCGGAACAACAUAAUACCAUAAUGCUCAAAUCGGAUCACUUUCGACCAGCCAGCGAUGCCAAUUCACCAACGUUUCAGCAGCAGCAAUCUACAGUUAAGUUUACUACUGGGGGAGUUGUCUCUAAUGGACAGGCGUCCGAUAAACGCUACAUUGAUAUUGAGAAGCCAUUGCGUCCGGGCGCCUUUACGGAUCUCGGCAAAUUGCGUCAGUUUACGGAACAUGAUUUUGUGCUGCCAGAGACGCCCCCAUUCGAGUGGCUGUUGCGGCGUCAGCGGAACGAGAGCAAUGGCAGUGGUUCCAUUGAGUCGCUGAAUCGGAAAUGUGAAUCGCCCGUCAACAACAACAACAACAAUUCAACUAAUUUUAAUGGCAGCAAUAAUAACAUUAACAUCAACAUUAACAACAAUUGCAACAACAACAACUCGACGGCAUUUAAGAGCUUUGAGAAGCCAGGUGUUGCCACAUCACCCAUCAAGAGUCUACUUAUCCCCGCCAGCAGUCACAAUUCGGCGCCUAUGUUGCAGGCACAGCUGCAGCAGCCGCAGCCAGCUCCGCCAGAUGAUGACAGUCUGCUGAAGGAGCUGCAUUUUCCAUUCGCUUCGCCCACAUCGCAUGUCAACGAUCUGGCCAAAUUCUAUCGGGAAUGCUACAAUGCGCCACCGCUGCGUGGCCUCAGCGAGCUGCAGGUGCCUAAUGUGGCUAGUUGUGGAGCAGCUGCCUCGGCAGCAGCAGCUUCAGCGUCGGCAACAGCAGCUGCUGCCGCUGCCUUGGCGAGCAGUGCAGCAGCUGCAUCGGCUGGUGGCGGUGGUGGCAGCAUGGAUGAUUUGUCGCGACAGCUGGAACAGUUUGAGACAUCGCUCGAGGAUUACGAUAAGCUCGUCUCACAAUUCGGUCUCAGUGGCUCCUCGUCGACGGGCAGUCGGAGCAGCGGUGGCCUCCAGAUGAGCAACUGAAAACACAAAAAAUACGCCCAACUUUCUGAACUAAAGUGGAUUUAAGUUACUAUGAUAUUACUAUUACUAUUAUUAUUAAUAUUCUCAUCUGUCUGUAGGUUUGCAUUGCAUUUCAGAAAUAUGUAGGUAUUUAGUUAUCAAGUAUCACGUUUCACGUUUUCAGUGCAACAGUUAAGAUUGGUUGUUUAUUCCCCUCUUUGUUAAUGUGCCUUCGGUUUGCUUUCGUAUCAAUUCGCAUACGUAUACAAAAAAAUAUGUCCAGGGUCACUCGCUAAUUAAAACUUAUUGAUUUCGUCUGAAAAUUGGGAUUUUAUUUGUAAUUGAUAAUGAGUAUAUAUGCAAUUUUAUAAUGUCCAUGGGUCAAUUUCAAUCCAAUGAAAAUCCACACAUACGAGUGAUCACUGUACAAGCACACAUACACACAUAUGUACAUAAAACACGUGCUUACACUUUUUUUUAUGAGCUCAUUUUGCAGCCGUUAUAGUAAAAAUCUAAAUGGAAUAUUGAACUAAUUGUAAGAGUUAGUUUUAAGUUAAUGAUUAAGAAGCAACAGUUGCCUUUGUUUCAAAAUUAUACGAAAGUGUUUUGUAAUUUGUUGAGAGAUAGAUAAAACCGACUAUAAGUAUAAUUAACAAAAUAUAUAAAUAUAUGUAUGUCUGUGUCAAACGAAAGACUUAAUUAGUUUAACAAAAUAUCGUACGGUUAAUAUAUAUAUAUAUAUAUAUGUGUGUGUAAAUAGCGAGGGAGAGAGAACAAAGAAAGCAGCUGCAAAAUUGUAAAAUAUUCUACAUAUAUCUUCUAUUCUAUAAAAUUGUAUUUGUCGCGCUUCGUUAUUUAUUGGUUCCAAAAACUGCAAUGUUUUGCAUCUUAAUCAAAUUUAAACAAAUAGUAUAUACUUAAUCAUCAUAAUCGGUAAAUACUAUUAAGCCAAAUGCAUAAAGGAAUAAUGUAAAAUUAUAUUAAAUUGUUAA